AUGUUCAUGAUAAAGUCUCUUGGAAAACUUAUUUGUGGUGAUCCAGAUAAUCCUGAACUUAAUCAAAUAAGUAAUGGUGAGCUUUAUCUUGUCAGGCCAAAUAGUCCAAAAGGCAAUAGAGAAUGCAUCUUUCGGGAAGCACAAGCCAUUAUAAGGCGCACGGGCAAUGAAUGGCAAUAUCAACUUGUUGUCGACAGAAUUUUUGAGGAAGGUGAAGAAGAACUGAUAUCAGAAGGUGAAUCCGACGAGGAAAGUCAAGGAAAGGUUUUCCUUAUUGAUGAAUCUCUCGAAUUUCGUAAAGGUCAAAUCGAGGGAUUGACCACGUUUGCACGGAGAGAUUUAACGGGUGAUCCAGACGAUUUGUUCGAAUUUGUUUGCGAAGUGAAUACUACAGCACAUACAACCAAUGCUUUCGAAUAUACCUUACAGCUGCAUGUUCGAGCGAAAUACAGAAAAUCACGUGAAGAGGCGAACGAACAAGAUCUUCAAAGUUUCAUUUACGUACCGCAAACUGAGAAAAGAAGCCCUUCGAAAGUUCCACAAUCCAUAUCUACACCUUUAAAUGACACGCCGGUAUCAGCUAGCACGACUCCGGUUAGGUCUAUUCGGUCUGAAACUUCCCCAUCCACCCCUACAAGACAAAUUGCGUCCUUUGAUUUUCCCGAUGCUCCUUCUGAAAUUGAAAGCAUUAUAUCAGUACCGGUUGAAUUACACGUAUUUGAUGCUAAUGAUGGAACAUUUUUGUUAAUGUCGCAAAAUGCCACUGCCGGUAUAAUGAAAGGAAAAAAAUUUGAGGGACAAUUUCUGUUUCACACUAGUACGCAUAUAUGCUUUAUAUGGUGUUAUUCUGAUGGUAAAUUCUUAAUCGAUGAGUCCGAUGGAAUUUCUUCCUUUUUGAUUCGCCUCCGAGAUUUAGAGGGUGAAGCAAAUUUCAAGAAAAAAUUUGCCCAAGCAAUGUAUGAAACUUUAAAUGAAGUUAGGGCAAAGGAAGAACAAGAAUCUUUUAUGAAUGCUUAUCAAGAAGAUGUCGAAAUGACUGAUGCUGAAUCAACCGACAAAGAAGACACGGAGGAAGUUCAUAUAAUUGCUUAA
Messenger RNA from Dentiscutata erythropus, 1092 nucleotides. The record is from the annotation of a GenBank genome assembly. NCBI's taxonomy places the organism in Eukaryota, Fungi, Glomeromycota, Glomeromycetes, Diversisporales, Gigasporaceae.